Messenger RNA from Pelobates cultripes (western spadefoot toad), 13374 nucleotides. Lineage: Eukaryota; Metazoa; Chordata; Amphibia; Anura; Pelobatidae. The record is from the annotation of a GenBank genome assembly.
AUUUGUUUCCUGUCAUUGUGCAGCAGUUUAGAAAGGUUGCUGACAGUCUUUCUUUAAAACUUCACUGACAGAACACGAUACAGGUAUUAAUGCUUUUUUGGAAGUGACUUUUUUUAACAAUAAUGUUUUAAAUUGUUUAUGAAAUAUUGUGAACAUUGUUAAUUUAGCUUUUAUUUCCUAUUAAGGACUAUUUUGAAGUUAACGUCAAAAGAUUAAUUUAAAAAAAACUCUUAAUAUUAUAAUGACCGUCUUUAGAAACAUAGAAACAUCUAUGUUUCUCUUAAUAUUAUAAUAAAGUGUGUUGCAGUCUUCCAGAAUUCAUAAUCUAAUUGGUGGGUGACUUGUGACUGGCUUUAUCUACAAAAUGUUUAAAUGUAGUGAAAUGAAAACAAAGGGAUUAAUUUACAAACAUUAGGGUAAAAAUUUGGGCAAAUAACAAAACUGGAGAAAUUCAGUUAUUCUGGCUGAAAAUUUGAUGGUAUCAGUACACCUACAUAUAGAGAUAUGAAAACAGGGCAUGCAAGGAUUGGACUAAAAGGGUAGGUCAGUAGUGUAAACUGGGUGGAAGGCACAACCCAAAAUGGUAGACCCUCUAUUUUGUCCCAAACGUAAGAUGCUCAUAAAAAGGUCAUGGUAUCGUAAAUCAGUUUGUUAAAAUAAGAGAUUUGACAACUGAAAUUAGAUUUUCUGUAAUGUGUCCCUAUAGUUUACCAAAAACCUGAUCUACAUGGGAAGGAGGUAUUGCAGUAGCAGAAUACAAAUCUGAGUUCUUGACAGUAGAAAUUAAAUUAAAUCGUGAUCAAGAUCAUGAAAUUAAAAUGAAAAAAAAAAUGUACUGUGCAGUUUGUUUUUAUUUAACCGUGUCAUUACCAACUUAGAUAUUUUGUCAGUGUUGGUAAUAAAAUGGUUAACAGAAAACUGGCACAAAUUUCACAAAAAAAAAAGUAAGCACCGAAAUGCGCAUUGAGUUAGAGUCCACACUUGUGCAUUUUACUUUCUAGGACCUCUUUUGAUGGCUUGACAAUCUUAUACUUGGGAAUACUUGUUUGUAGGUAGAUCUCUCUAGACUGGAGUUUUGCAACUAAUUUUUUGGGAAUUGCUACGUUCAAUUUGCCCCAUAUAUCGGAUAUAGCCAUUACUAGAGACUCUAUCCACCCUCCUACUUACAAGUGCUCUUUUGAGUAACAAGACUAAGAGAUUUCUACAUUUCAUUUACUUACUAUACCACAGAUUAAAUUGAUAUCUCUUAUUACACUGCCCUUCAUGGAUAACCAUUCCAAUUCACCCUCCUAAUUAGACACAGCUCAGUACCCUUGAUUAUUGCAAUUCUUUGCAACACUGUAUUGGGUCUAUUAGCUAGUGCGUCCCGAUUUUAAGUGGGUGUGCAAUCUUGGAAUUACCAUUGAAGUUCCUAUUUUAAACAAGUAUAUUUACUUUACCUUUUCGCUUUUCAAGCACGUUUAUUUUUACACUUUCACUACAUUUAUUAUCUUUUUGUGUGUGAUUUCUGUACCCAUAUACGGAUUCAAUAAAGUUUGUGUUUUUAAUCAAGGCACCUAGCCUAAUACCUGUUUAGUUAAUUCAAACAAGGGUAAUAGGAUUAAAAUUGGUCUUGUUUUUUGCAAGCCUAGUCUAAUCUUUCUCUGCAUCUUCAUUUUGGGUUAUGCCCUAAUUACCCUACAACCAAUACAAACUUGGCGUCAGAUUUCCUCUCGCUAAGUCUGUCUAUCUUCAAAUGAAUACUAGGCUACCAAUGUAAAUAUAAAUUCAUAGAGAUAUCCAAUCUUAAUAACAAAUCGUAAAAAAAAAUAAUAUAAAGAACAACCAAUGCAUACCAGAACAAGUGAGAGGAGGGAAGAAAAGUCAAGUCUUCCCUCCUCUCACUUGUUCUGGUGGGCUUAUUCCAGGGGCCUAUUCCAGGGCAUCACCGUUUUCUGGGUGGUCUUCUUAGGUGGUCUCUCCACCUGCUGUAGAUGGCUAAAUUACGUGUUAUUUAUCUUUUUUUUUUUCUUUGGAUACUGUGUUAUUUUACACACCAGAUACUAUUUUGUACAUAUGAUAUUGGAACUACCUCAGAAUACAUGAGGACUGCUGUUAGUGUGAUGCCAUGUGUAUUUAUUUCUAUUAUUUUUUUCAAUAACUGUGCUGCUUUUCAUUACCUUUUUUUCAUUGCGGUGUGUUUGGAUUUACCCAUGUGUGUGGACCGCUGUGUUUUGUUUUUUUUUUAGUUAUAUUUUUGAAUAUUUGGGAAGAGUCCAGCACAGAGGAAUUAAUUCUUAAUCCUAUUAGUCCUGAUUCAGCCUCUCAAAUUUAUUAUUUUUUGAGUGAGAGAUCCCACCUCCCCAGGUUUGUGUUUUUUGCAGCUCUGUCAACCCUUAUGUUAUUCUGGCCUGCCUUAGGCAGCCACCUAACCUAAUUACAGAGCCACCUCCGACCAUCAAAGGGGCAUUAAAAGGUUAAGAUGAGUUCUGUGUUUAUUGCCAAUUUUUGAACUUUAACAGUUUGGACUUUGCAUACUUUCAUUGUGUUUGUUAUACUAUUUGCACCUUUUUACAAGCAUUUUUGUAUUGGUUACAAACAGUAUUUGAGAUGUACGAUAUUACACUAACCUGUUCUCUAUAUUUUACACUUUGAGGAAUCUAUUUAGCAAACUAUUAACUAAAAAAUCCUGCCAAGCAUGUAUUUAAUUUUUUUGCCACUACAAGAAUGCAUUUGUUGCCUACAACAUUGUUUUUAAUAUAUAUAUAUAUAUAUAUAUAUAUAUUUUGUUUUGCAAUGCUCCAUGUUAUAUAUCUUGGUAUUUGUCUUUGUACAUAUGCCUUAUGUGCAGUUUUAUAUUACUGCUCCUACUCUUCUAACAAAUGGAAUGCUGUUCUGAGUCCUCACUCAACGGAACCAGGAUUGAACCUACAUUUUGUGUUAAAUCUGUUGUAUUGUUGUAUGCCAUAUGAACACAUUUUUCCUAUGCAGAGGAAGUAAUCAUAACAAAUCAACAAAGCAUAUAAUGUCAUAAUAGGUGCACAGUCAGGUAACAUUAAGCUGCUAUAUACACAUCAUGAGACCAUAUGAGAAAAUCAAAGAACCUACAUUUUGCAGUAUUACAGCUCAUUGAUAAGCAUUGGGAAGCCUCAAUCAUGUGUGACUGCAUGAGUGACUCCAGCACAGAGGCUUCUCAAAGACAAGCCUCUGAAUGGAGUAUUCCCCAACACAUAUUGAAUAUCUGUACCUGGUGAAAGAUGGGAUGGCUUGCAAAGACUACAGACAAAACGUCUGUGUGGGUGUACAUCUACAAAAUAGUGAAAGAAAUAAACUGUUUUCCUUUAAUAAAGCAACGUAUUGUAAAAUAUGUCAUUGUUCAACUCUUCUUAUUUUAUAUGUCUACAGUUUGCUACCCUCCCCAUUCUCUCUUCAUCUUACCUCCCUAUACUCUACCAAAUAUCCCUCCUUUUUCAACCUAAUUCAGUCUCCACCUGUCCAAAUCCCGAUCAGUCUCUCUCUCUCUCCACCUGUCUAAACCACAUAUGUGACUCAAUCCAUCUGUCCAAACCCUCAUCUAUCUCUAUCUCCACCUGUCGAAACAUUAAUCUGUGUCUCUCUCAUCCUGUUAACACUAUGUGUGUGUCCAUGUAGCCUGCCCUCCCAUAUGUGUGUCUCCUUGUAGUCUGUCCCCCUAUUUGUGUCUCCUUCCAGCAUGUCCUCCAUCUGUGUGUCUCUUUGCAGCCUGUCCACCAUCUGUGUGUCUCUUUGAAGCCUGUCCUCCUAUCUGUGUCUCCUUGCAGCCUCUAUCGUAUCAGUGUGUCUCAUUGCAGCUUGCCCAUCAUCUGUGUGUCUCCUUGAAGCCUGGCCCCCCAUUUGUUUGUGUCUCAUUCCAGCUUGUUCCCAUUUGUGUGUCUCUCCUUACAGCCUGUCCCCCAUCUAUGUGUCUACUUGCAGCCUGUCCCCCCAACUAUGCAGCUUGUCCCGCCAUCUGUGUCUUCUUGUAGCCUGUCCUCCCACUUGUGUUCACCCAUCCCUCACUUACCUGUCUGCAGGCUGGACUCUGUGCUGCUCCCCUUGCAGAUUCAGUCAGGAGAGAGAGUUAGGGAUAAGAUGUAACUUCCUAUCCCUGUCUCUCCUGACAAACAGUGCUGGCCGGCCAGCAGUGCAGUCUAUUUUCAAUCACAGAGAAAAAUACUGGCAUUUGAUUUGUAUUGCUGGUACUUUUGCAACACUGGCACCGGCCAGGUAGCCUCAAAUACUGGUUGUGCCAGUAAAAUACUGGUCAGGUUGCAACCCUGCAUACUACAGAUGUUAACUAAAACAGUACGUACGAUAUAUGUAUAUCAAGCAGUACCAAAUGUUGCUCUUGGACAUAACCUUUUCAUUUUUUAUACAUCCACAGUUUACUGCCCUCCCCAUUCUCUGUUCAUCUCACCUCGCUAUAUUCAACCAUAUCUCUCCUCCUUUAUCAAACAAAAUUAGUCUCUCUCCUCCUCUGGCAACCCCAACCUGUCUCUGUCCUCAUGUCCAAACCUCCAUCUUUCUCUUUCUACACAUAUCUAAAAUACCAUAUCUGUCUUACUCCACCUGUCCAAACCUCAAUCUGUCUCUCUCUCUCCAUCUGUCUAAACCUCCAUAUGUGUCUCACUCUACCUGUCCAAACCUCCAUAUGUGUCUCACUCCACCUGUCCAAACACGCAUCUGUGUCUCUCUCUAGCUGUCCAAAUCCCAUCUUUGUCUCUCUCUACCUGUCCAAAUCCCAUCUUUGUCUCUCUCUACCUGUCCAAAUCCUAUCUUUGUCUCUCUCAUCCUCUCAACACUAUGUGCAUGUUUCUCCAUCUGUGUGUCUCCUUGUAGUCUGACCCCAUCUGUGUGUCUCCUUGCAGACCCAUUUGUGUUUCCUUGCAGCCUGUACCCAUAUGUGUCUUCUUGUAGCCUGCGCCCCUAUCUGUGUCUCCUUCCAGCCUGUCCCCCUAUCUGUGUUUGUCUCCCCCAACUGUGUGUGUCUACUUGCAGCCUGUCCCCAUCUGUGAAUCUCCAUGCAGCCUCACCAUCUGUGUCUCCUUUAAUUGCAGCCUGUCUCCCCCAACUGUGUGUGUCUACUUGCAGCCUGUCCCCCCAUCUGUGUUUCCUUGCAGCCUCUACCCUAUCUGUGUGUCUUCUUGCAGCUUGCCCCCUAUCUGUGUGCCUCCUUGCAGCCUGCCCCCAUCUGUGUAUAUGUUUGCAGUGUCCCCCCAUCUGUGUGUCUCCUUGCAGUCUGUCCCACCUGUUUGUCUCUUCUUACAGCCUGUCCCCUAUCUAUGUGUUUCCUUGAAUCCUGUCCACAUCAAUGAUUCUCCUUGCAGCCCGUCCCCCCCAUCUAUGUGUCUCCUUGCAGCCUUCACCUCAUCUGUGUGUCUUCUUGCAGACUGUCCUCCCACUUGUGUUCCCCUAUCCCUCACUUACCUGGUCUGUAGAUAAGCUGUACUCUGUGGUGCUCUCCCUAUGGUUUCAUUUAGGAGAGAAAGUUAGAGAUAAGAUGUAACUUCCUAUCCCUGCCUCUCUCAACACACAGUGCUGGCUGGCCAACAUUGAAGACUAUUUUCAAUCACAGAGAAAAAUGCCGGCAUUUACAUUGCCGAUAUUUUUGCAAUACCGGCACCGGCCAGGUGACCUCAAAUACUGGCUGUGCCAUUAAAAUACCAUCCAUGUGGCAACCCUGCGUAUUACAGGUGUUAACCGAAACAGUACGUACUAUAUAUGUACAUCAAGCAAUACUAAAAUUUUGCUCUUGGACUAAGGAAUACAUUUUUUUUUGUUUAAAGUCCUGUGAAUGUUGACUGUCAUUUGUGAUUUUGUGUAAAGCAUUACUCAGUGAUUGAGUACCCAGGCAUAAAACGUGGUGCCACCAUUUGAACUUUGCAUUUUUAUAUAUGUCUGUGUCAUCCCAAGUCUUACUAACUCUUGCAAGUUGUUACGUUAGACUUGUACAAGGCAAGAAAAUAGGGUUUGGUUAAACUACUUUUAAGAAAAUAAAAAUUCAGAAUGGUCGAAAUGAUUUUGUUCUGCAAAAUUUCUGUACCAAAAAUCUGAUUUUUGGAAACUAAUCAGAUGAAUUAUAAGGGAAUGAAAUUGGGCCAGUCAGUGUACUGCUAAAUAUAUACACAAUGUAAAUAUAUAUAUAUAUAUAUUUCAGUACACCGUUAGGAGAAUUUUCACACUAUGUGAUUCAGUGAUCAAGUGAGAAAAAGUAACCAAUAGAGGGAUAAAGACAAAGAGCAAUAAAAAAAUGUUUAGUGACUUGCCACUAACUAUUAAUUAUUCAUGAAAAGUGCUCAUUGUGUGUACAUAAAUGUACAUAAUAACAAUGUUAUUAAGUUCUUUUCCUGAAAUGUGUUUUUUUAAUUCUUUAUUUUUGUUGUGAAUGUGGUAUUACAAGACAACAGUACAUUUAAAAAGACAUAUGAUAUGAGAGAAUUAAGCUUUAAAUCUACCUUUUUUUUUUAGUAAAGAGAAACAAGCGAUAGCAUAAAAAAAAAAGAAAAAAAAAAAUGUGUUGUCAUCUGAAUUAUAAGAUAGUGACUACAAAUAUAGGCAAUUUAAAUCAAAUUAAAAUGUGGUAUGCUGAUUAACAGCAGCUUGGGAUGGAACCUGUGAUCAAAGAAAUCAAAAUGAUGCAUUUUAUACAAAGACUCAGUAGCUAAGGAGGUAUCAUGCAGCCAGACACUCUUAGUGAUGGUCAUCCUAUCCCAAUUGCAGGGAGAUCAGAGUCACAUGUUGCCUGGGCACCCUGAUUCACUCAUAUUCAUGCCUUUUUGGCUUGUUCUUUUGAUUUAAUUUCUGGAACGACAUUUGUCCGAGUUUACCAGAUAUUUCACCAAAUGCAAGGUGCCCUGAAAAAUGUUCUAUCUUCAAAAAAAAUUAUCUAACAGAACCAACAUUUCUUGUUGUGCACAAGUCUAAUAUUUGCAUGCAUCGUUUAUUAUUUUACCAAGUCAGAAGCAAAAUAUUCUCAUUAUGUUUCAAAUUUGUAUUCAUAUUUUACUCUUAUUUUCAGAUAUUUCAUUCAUCAUUCCAUUAAGAAGUUCGAAAGCCAUAGUAAGAUGCCAUGAGAUUGCAAAAUUCCUGUAAAAUAAUACUUCAUUCAGUGUGUUCAGAUGAGUUAUUUUAAACUAAAUAACUCAGCAAGGAAAUGCAAAAUGGGCUUAUUGGUGACACCAAAGUGAGGAUCUUGCAUGAGGAAUCUGUGGAAAAAACUGUGCUUCAACAGUGAUAAUUUGGGCUACUAGAUAAGAAAGAUGCAUGGAAAACCUUCAAGUGCCAAAGUAUGAGUUCAUUUGGUUAAUCGCUGUAAAGAAAGGCAGAUAAAGCAUAAUCAAAACUUGGAGUAUUUCACAACUGCACAAGACUCAGAGGUUACGAGCUGGAGGACAAUCCAUGCGUUAUAGCUCAGACAUGAGACUGAAAAAAAUAUUAUACAGCAAUAUGCAAACAACAACAAUGUUCAAAGGUGGCCACAAAGGGCAUCUGAAAUAAUUGUUCAUGUAGUUCAUGUUGUAAUGUGCCUUACUUAAGAUGUUAGAGUAUUCUAUCAGGACAAAAGUAUUUUGGGGCAAAUAAUUUAGAAAGUUUCUGUGUAAUUAAAAAUUAGGCAGCAUGACCUUAAUGACUCUCUAUAGGUUAUUUUUAACAAAGCAUACUUUUAAAUAUAACCUUUUUAUACCUCAACAACUUUAUUUCUGAAAUAUCAUCAUGAUGUUUUCUUUUCAGAGAAGAAAACAAUACAAAUGAGAAACACGUGUAACUUAGUUCAUGUAUGUUUGGGUUUAUUAUUUCUAAAAUUCAGAAACCUUCAUGAUGCCAUCUUCUAAACAACCAUCAUUGUGUUCCAGCAGAACAUUUAUUGUUUUGGUAUCUGUGCUAGUUUCACUAAUUUGUUUAAGUGUGUAUAUAUAUUGCAUAACGGUGGCUAAACAUUACCCUUUCAACCAAAUGCAAAUAGAUUCAUCAAUGGAAAUCAUAGAUACUAAAACAAUGUUAAACAUUUCUCUUUAUCAAUAUAUCAUCAAUGAACCAGAUAAAUGUAAAGAUCAGGUUCCAUUCUUUAUAUUCUUAAUAACCACUGUAGCAAAGCAAGUGGAACAAAGACAAGUAAUCAGGAACACAUGGGCAAACAAGGCAAAUGGAAAUAGUACGGGGGUGACCAUUAUGCAUUUGUUUAUGUUGGGUUUUGACAAGGAUACAGAUUCAAAGUUUAUUUUAAAUGAAAGUCAGACAUACCAUGACAUUAUCCAAAAAGACUUUCAGGAGUCCUAUAACAACUUGACUAUCAAAACUGUAAUGGGAAUGGAAUGGAUUUCCAACUAUUGCCCCCAAUCAAAGUAUGUCAUGAAAACAGAUAGUGAUAUGUUUGUGAACACUGAAUAUUUGCUGGAAAUGCUCCAACAAAAUCUGCCCCCGAAAACAAAUUUCUUCACUGGUGCCGUUCUCAGAGGUUCUGUUCCUCGAAGAGCAAAAGAAAGCAAAUGGUAUGUACCAUUUUCCAUCUACACAGAAAACUACUAUCCCAACUAUUGUUCAGGAACUGGAUACGUGUUUUCAGGAGAUUUGGCUCCAAAAAUUUUGAGAUCAUCUUAUAAAAUAAAAUACCUGCAUCUAGAAGAUGUCUUUAUUGGACUUUGUCUUAGAAAAGAGAGUAUAGAUAUCACUUAUCCACCUACAAGUGGUUUGUUUAAUAUUUAUCGAGUUACAUUUUCCCCUUGUAGCUAUUACAAACUUGUUACAUCCCACAGUAUGCCUUCAAGUGAAAUACUUAAAAACUGGCAAGAUAUGCAAGAGCAUAAAGGGCAAUGUUCAAGAUAUGCUUAUAAAUUCUAGCCCUCUACAUUUUCAAAUUUAGGUACAAUCAAGGUUAUUCAUUACACUGAAAAAUUCUUUAUCUCCACCAUAAUCAUAUAUAGUCUAUUUUUUGCCUCUGUUUAGCCAUUCAGAUUUAAUUAUUGAAAAUUAAGUCUAGUGAAUAAACCAACUGAGUGAUAGAGGAAGAGAUACAGUUCUGACUGCAAAAUCCCAUGUGGAUGGAGUCUGACAGCCAAGAUGGCCAGAUGUGUUUUCUUGUUGCUCUUGGAAAUUUGGGCCUAAAACAAGCUUCACAAGUGGAUUCCUGCAAAUUAAGCGCUUAUGCACUACUCACAGUGGAUGCUGAAUCCCAUCACACCUAUCCAAUCAUGAUUUUGGGGCACUCUGCUACUUCUGUCUCACGUCCGAGCCUGAGGCCUACUACGACAGGUGUGCCAGCGACUGGGAAAAUGGACGAUUCCCUGGCCUUGGGCGCUAAUCCCGAAACUGACCGGCAGCAGUCCCGUUACCUCCUCCCCUUUGGACCGGCGGGGGAUAUCCUGGUUCCCACUGGGUCACUCAGACUCCUUACCUAACUACUCAGGGCUUCCUGCAUCCAGUGCUUGUGGCAUGACCAAGAUGGCCACUGCGACAGAGCCUCAACAGGGGCGAUUGGAUUUGGAGGGCCAGGAUUGGAAGGCACAAUUUGAAGCCAGAUUUGAUGCACUCUGAAGUCAUUCUGAAACUGCAUUACAAACAGAUCAUCUCACCUCACUCUGCCUGCUACCUUUUUGCACUGUGAGGCAUGCUCAACCGCUGAUGCUCUUUUUGGACUGGGAGCUAUCAUGGAGACAUUUCCACACCAAAGUCCACACACCUGUGAGAAGGCCCAGACCUCGGAGAUCCCGCGGGUCGAUGAUCCUGCCACCAGGAGUAGGGGGAUCCAUGGACACAAGGAAGGGGCUCCCAUCACAACCCGGAGCCCAGACUGCAGGAGCUUGUAGCAAUGCCGACUACUCCUAGGCAACAACAUAGGUGAAAGCAACAGAUUGCAUAGAUUGAGCCUGAAAGGUUCCCAGCAUUGCACCAGGUGUAAUACCUGAACUCUAGAGGCUUACAGUCAUGUUUCAUGUUACAUUUUUUAUCUCUACCUUCAACAUUAUCCAGGACCCAAUAGUUUUAUUAUUUGUCCAUAUCAGCAAUGGGCUGCAACCCUCAUACCAUGUUUGUAUUUAUUUUUGACCUGUUGCCCUAUAUUUUAAUCUUGUCUUUCAUAAGGACUGCCAUGCUUUUUUCUUAUGCCUACGCCCAGUGGUAAUAAGUCUCUUAAGUUGCGCACAUUCUGUUUACUCAUCACAGGACUGGGUAUAAUGCAAAUUACUGUUAUUCAUUGCUCUAAGCCUUACAUUAAGCAUAGUCUUGUCUUUUCAUCUUGUAACAUAGCCAUCUCGUAAUUUAUCAGUACUAGCCUAUUAUCUUAAUUCAAAAAAAGUGCAAUUUCUCUAUAUGCCGUGAUACAAUUAUUAUCUGUUUUUACCAUGUUUGGUAUCGCUGUUGUGGCGUAUCCAGCUUAUUUGUUAUCACUUGCACACUGAAAAUAAAGAAUUUUAAAAAAAAUACACACAUAUAUAAAUAGAAAGACAAAAAUAAAUGCCCAGAAAUUUCACAAAAAAAUACUCCUUUUUAAGAAUAUUUCCAGUAAAUGCAAAUAUUUUUUUUUAAUGCAAAUUGUGCCUGAUUUUGAUAUACAUUAUGUUUUCAAAACUAAUAAUUUUAUACUUGUUAUAUUUAUAUAUUUUUUAUUGACUGGAGGUUAUAUAGUUGAUUAUAUAGUUGAAACAUAUUAUAGUUCAACGUGGAGGUUUGCAAAUCAUUGUUGUAUAAAUUUCUUUGUUAUGGGAGCUUCUUGUAGGAACAUGUUUUCUUACAUGCAUAUUGAUACAAUGUACUAAACAUGGUAGUUCUCAGAGGAUAAGUUCAUAUGUAAUGUCUCAUUUUAGGUGUGUUCACAUUAACCUGUCCAAUAUGACUUGGAAAUUAAAUACCUUCCCAAGUCAUUCUUAAAAGUUAAUAAAUUUUUUCAGGCAACAUAAAAAGGAUAUCUAAAGCUGACAAGUCUAAGGCUGGGUGUGAAACAGAAGUGCUUUAAAUUACUACAUGCCUUUAGCAGUACUCUGCCAUGGAGGUUAGAUAUCACAUUUUCUGUGUACAUACUGUUGUAAUUAAAAUAUUCAACCCGUUUUGAAAUAUUGUCAAAAUCUACAGACUUUCUGUUGUUUGCAAUCAACAAAUCAAACAAAAACAAUUGAAAUAGCUCAACACAAUGAAAGCUUCAAGUGGUUUCCCCAAAUUCAACUGUAAAAGCAACUUAUAAUGACUUAUCCAGUCUCAUAAUUAUUCAACCCCUUUUAGUACUUAGUAGAGCACCCUUUUGCUAUUAUGACCUGCUACAAAUAAGAUGCAUAGCCAGACACCAGCUUCUGGUAUCAUUCCCGAGGAAUCUUAGCUCAUUGCUGAUAAGCAAUGACCUCCAGUUCAGUGAUAUUCUUGGGUUUGUGUGCUGCAACCACCUUCUUUAAAUCCCACCAGCAGUUUUCUGUGGGGUUCAAGUCAGGCAUCACCGAGCCACCACCAUGCUUAACUGUAUUCAGAGUGUUCUUUUCAGCACAUGCUUAAUUCUUCUUCCUCCAGACAUAUUGCUGAUCCACUGGGCCAAAACGUUCUAGCUUUGUUUCAUCACUCCACAUAACAGAACCCUAAAUCUUUUUGUAGCUUCUUUAUAUGAUUUUGAGCAUAUUGGAACUGACUUUACUUGUGCUUUUGGGUCAGUAGUGGUGUACGUCUUGGAGUUCUGGCAUGGAAACUUUCUGCACUUAUUACGCACCUUACUGUGCUCACUGAGACCUCAGUGCCGGUUGCCACCAAGUUUCACUGCAGAGUUUAUACAGUCACUCGAGUAUUUUUCACAAUCUACCUUCUCAGAAAUCUGGUUGAAGACAUUGAUAGCUUCCUUUCUCUGCCCUGUGCAGGUAGUGUAACCACUGUUUAUUCAACUUUGAACUUGCAAACCUUGCUUCCAACAGUGACAAUGGUAUCCUGUUUGUUGUUUGUGAAGGAUAAUGAUCUCUUCUCUUUGUGGACCUUUCUUUUGACUUAACCAUAUUUCUAACAUACAGUCAAUCGUGACACUCAACAAACCCCAGCCAGUUCAGGUAUUUCAACUUGAUUAGUUGCAUCAUGUGUGCUUGAGACAACACAUGUUUUGCAUAUUUGUACUGUUGUGAAGGUUUAUAUUCAGGGGUUAAAUAAUUUUGAGACUGGAGAAAUCAUUAUAAAUGACUUUUGUUUGAUGUGUUGAUUGCAAACAGCUAAAAGUUUGUAAAUUUUGACAAUAAAUCUGAUUUUGGUGGGGUUGAAUAAUUUUGAUUACAACUGUAACACUGCCAUGAAGUAGUUGGCCCCUAAACAUGUACUUUAUAAUUGUGGUUGUAGUCCCUUAAAGUGUUUCAUUUUGGGUCUCAUUGAUAUCGGAUGUUUUGUCUUUACUACAGAGCAAUAGUAAUAUGUUUAUGAAAGUGUGUAUAUUCAUAUGUUUAAUAUGACAGUUUAAGUACCACAAACACUCCAGCCAGCUAUAGUAACUGUGACGAUGACAGAAUGGCGCCAUUCUCUAGUUCUGUGUAACUGUUUUUGAACCUAAGGGUCACAGUCAGGGGAGUGUGAUGACCGUAAGUAAAUAGUUCCUUUCAUUUGGAGGGGUGGCAGGACAUUAUCAUACAUGUUUAUUUUGUAUUCCUAAUGCUAUAGUGUUACUUCAAAUUUAAAUUCUCUUUGAAUUCAUAGCAAUUCCUAUUUUAAUGAAUAACCUGGACUGUGUCAAACAACUUGCACACAGAAUGCAAUCAAUACUCACAAUAAAAAUGUCAUGUAAUAAAACCGCAACAGAAAAUGAACCAACUAUAUACAGACAAGGAUGGAGGUGAUUAUUACCAGUCCUUAUGUGGCUUACCAAACAAGAAUAAUAAAAUAAUCAUAAACAAGUCAAAGGCAAGGAAAGCCAAAACAGGGCCAAGCACAUGGGAUAGACUGAAGUAUGUACAGCUGAUAAAAUCCUGCAUCAAUUCUGCAUGCCCAGGACGUUUAUGUCGCAGGUGUGAUGGAAUAUAUCUUUAUUAUUAAAUUAAGGCCUACAUCUGAUGUUCUUUAUAUGUAAUGAACUUUUUCUCUUUAAAAUGCUGCAUACGUGUCAGCAUAAGUUGCGUUCUCUGUGUAUUCUAGCCCCCACUGGAGCACUUAUUUUGAGAAACUGUACAUUGUGUGACUGUUUGCUAGAUAAUUUUGUCUCUGCGACCUUCCUAUCUUAUGAAAUAUGUAACCACAUAUUGUUUUGUAAACUAAUUUAAAUCUUAUGAAAUAUGUAGCCACAUUAACUAAUUUUAUCUUUUGACUUUCCUAUCUUUAACUACAUUAUUUAUUGUUAAACUUUAUUUUCAAACUUUCAAGCUAAACUGCAACAAUAAUGUGUAUAAAUACACCCUACUUUGAAUAAAUGAGCAGAAAGUAAUUCUGGACUCACAA